Molecule: messenger RNA, 1577 nt
Organism: Paramecium octaurelia
Lineage: Eukaryota; Ciliophora; Oligohymenophorea; Peniculida; Parameciidae
Source: the annotation of a GenBank genome assembly
AUGAUAACCAGAAAUUGGGAAAACAAGAAACAUCACAAAGAUAGUUCUUUUAGGAAGAAUUAAUUAUGUAAGAGGAUUUUUAAGUGUAUUUCUUAGUAAAACAAAAAAGCGUCCAGUAGCUUUCUGAGAAUAACAGAAAUUUUUUCUCUAAUUUUUUAGCCUUUUACGAAUAAACCCAGGAUUAAUAAAUUCCAUCAAUUGAGUAUAAUGUGUUUAUAUUUAGGUUUAUCCAAGAAUAAUUCCAUGUCUCAUAACUUUUUACAAAUCAUUAAAUAUUGGAGUUGUAAGAAGAAUUAUCCAAGUAAUGGGUGUCUAGGAUUAAAAAAAAUUGGGCUGAAGAAGAUAAGUAAAUUCUGAUUUGGAUUGUUUUGAAAAUCUGUUCAAGAGACAGCAUAAGCAUUAGAAAAAUUGUAAAAUGAUUGAUUUAAAAAAUAGCCAACGAAAGUGUGGGAAGAAGUUGAGCUAUUAAUGAGUAGGAGGACUGUAGAAUUGCUUAAAAAUAAAUGGAAUGAUUUAUUGAAAUUAUCUUUGUAAUAAACACCUUGGACAUAGGAGUAAGAUGAAUAAUUAAUAUAAUUGAUAAAGUAUAAUAUAAUAUUAGAGUUAGUGAAAGUAAAGAGUAAGGGAUGCAGAAUAAAUGGUGUAAUAUUGCUAAUUAAUUAAACGUACAGUUUAAAGACUCUCCAAGAACAGGGAAGCAAUGCAGAGAAAGAUGGAAUAAUCAUCUAAACCCUGAAAUAAAUAGACAUCCAUGGAGUAUAAAGGAGGAUAUUGAGUUGUUAGAAUUAGUUAAAAAAAAGUAAAAGAAAUGGGCUUUAAUCUCAAAAAUCUUAAAACCAAAAAGAAGCGAAAAUGCUGUAAAAAAUAGAUAUAAUUGUUUAUUGAAAAAAAAUAAUUGCUAAUCAAUAAAUGUCCUAAUGGACAUAUUAAAAAAAAAAUAUAAAUCUGAAAAUCCGGCUGUUACUUUGUAAACAGUUAAAAGAAAUAAAUUAACAUAAAUAAAUCAAAGUACUUUUUCUUAUUAAUUUUAGAUUAAGUUUAAGAAGCAGAACCAUAAAAAGUUAAUACUAUGAGGGAAUUCAGUAUCUAGCAAUUUGAGAUAGUGGACACAAUCUAACUGAAAUGUCUAACCCCUGCUUUCUAUGAUUCAAAGACUUAAUCCAUAUAUCUUAGCAAUAAAUCAUAAUUGAUGUCCUACUUAAGCAACCAAAUGAUAAAGAUUGGAAGUGAAUAGAAUGUCUAAAAUUUUGAUCAGCACUAUUAAUAACAUGAAUUGUCCAAUUAAAUGAGUGGUAUAUUAAAUAUAGUGGAGUCUUCUAAUUAUUUAAGGUGUUUACCAAAUGCUUUUUCGCAGCCAAUACAAUAAGAAGAAAAGUAUAUUUAUAUAUAUUUUUUAAAGAUCGCAAUUUAAUAUUCCAGGAGUAUAAAAUGAAUAAACUAAUCCAGAAAAACCUCAGUAAAUUUAAAAAUGCCACAUGUUCUCAUUUUUUACAUCAAAAUUGAUUGAUGCCUAACAUAAGUUAAAAUGCAGAGUUGCUAUGGAUUAAGAAGAGAACAAUUUACAAAUAAAUAAAUGA